AUGGACACGCGCAUGGACAGCGACCUCCGAGAAGACUUUUCUUUGGGUGGAGGCUGGGCGGUUCACACUCGUCAUUGCAACCGCAAACCAACGUUUCGCAAACUCGAGGCAUUCGCCUCAUUGCAGUCAGAAUGGGGCGAAUGCUUCGAGUUUGCGAACGAGUGGGAUUUUACCUUGCGGCGAAAAUCCGCAUCUCUCCGGCUCCGUCACAGGAUUGCGAUGCAGAGGGCUGCGAAGGAACGAUUGCUCUCUGAGGAACUCAUCAGCAUCGUGGAAGUUCGCAUAAGGCAUAACGCUCCGCAUCGGACGAACAUACCUAUACCGGAACUACGCUUCCGUACAUUUCAUCGCAAACAGGAUCGGAACAACCAGCCCCCAACGCAGCUCCCGAACCCCGUCGCCACCCCGCACGCGUUCCGCCACCGGCUUCCUCCCCGCCACCGAUUGGGAGGAUCUUGCUGCGAAGAUGGGAAAGAUGGGAGUGACUGCUCCCGCUGCCGCCAACGGGAAGGCCAUCAAGAUCUUUUUCAAGGUCUUGCCCUUCACCUCGCCCAAAGAGACCUCGGUGGAUCCCGUAAGGUCUCUCCCGAGGUCUCGCCGUCGACCUUGCCCAAAGAGACCUCGGUGGCUUCCCGCAAUGUCUCUCCCAAGGUCUGGCCGUCGACCUGGCCUAAAGGGACCACGCUGGCCGUUGGCCGAGGCUACUUUCAACCCACCGCCAAGGGAAAAGAGCGCGCCACCACGCCGCCGACCAAAGUCGCAUUCUGGCGCAAUUACGGUCCCCCGCAAGCAUCGUCCUCCAAGGUGCUUUUGCCUUCGCGUGCCAAGAUCACACCGACAAGGACGCUGCUGUCGGUGCCUCCAAGAAGACCACCCCACCGCAGAUGGACGCCGCUCCCCGCCAAGAAGGACAGCAUGACCAGCCAGUCCCUUGCCGUCCCCGCUGGAGUCGAGGCCCUCUUCGGAGCAAUAAGCGAGCGCCUCGCAGCACUGGAGAACCGUAAAAAUGCGAAGGCUCAAGCUGCCGCAGACGCUGCCACCAAAGCCAGAGCCGCCACCACCGAAAAUGGUCGCAAUGAAGAACGAGCUGGAGCCUGCGCAGAAGGUCCAUGCUCAGGAAGUGCUGGACUUUACGCGCAGGUGCAAAGACCUUGCGGACGCUCUGACUGUCAAGGGCCGUCGCAUUCGAGCAACGUGUCACCGACGCCCGACACCCGCAUCGCAGCAACCAGUGAGAGGUUGCGCGCGUGGAGGGAAUCGUGGCCGCCAUCGACGGCGGAAUCCAUGGGGAAGAGGAGGAAGAGCAGGCAGGCCGAAGAUGUUUUUGAUGAAGAAGUCGACGGAGACGCUGAUGAGGAAGAGGUUGAGGCAGAAGACGCUGAAGGAGAAGGAGCUGUGGAAGAAGAAGAGGUCGUUGUUGAGGAACUUGAGGAGGAGGCGCCUGUCGAAGACGCUGAGGUGGAUGCAGAGGUGGAUGACCACGCCAACAAAGUGCAGGAGGGCGAUGAGGUGGUGGGGUUGCACAUCUCUGAGAGCGAUGGGUAG
Molecule: messenger RNA, 1545 nt
Organism: Fimicolochytrium jonesii
Lineage: Eukaryota; Fungi; Chytridiomycota; Chytridiomycetes; Spizellomycetales; Powellomycetaceae
Exons: 2
Coding region: 1-1545 (514 amino acids)
Source: RefSeq, a predicted model, not a curated record